AUGGACCGCAGCAUAAGAGAUAGCUCUGACCUUCUUGCACAAAAGCUGGUUCGAGCCUAUUCCAAUAGCCUCAAAAUGGAACACGACAAUAAUCCCAAGGACGAUACUGGGCGUCGGAAGCUCGAAGACGCCUUUGUUGAAGAGACUGAAUGUGAAGAAGCUUUGACAGCCCUCUUCCAGAGCCCGUCUCCAAGCUCUCGUGUUCCGCCCGAGCUUCAAGAGGAGUAUGAUAAACUGAAAGCUACGAUGGAGAAGUUCAAAUCCACUUUCCCGGAUAUUGCUGGUGGCGAUGUGCCUCUGAAGUCUGUCUCUUGGGCUUCUUUGCAUCAAACUGUUUCGAACCUGCAAACUCUCCACAAGAAAAGAUCGGGCAAAGCGAAGAAAGGGUUUCACGAAGUUUGCGCAACCAUCGGUAGCCACUUGACUUUCCUGAAGCUUAUUCCCCAGGGCGAAAACUAUACAGCACCGAUUUGUGGAUCUCUAGAGCUUAUCGUGAAGGCAUCUGCGAGGUAUGGACAAAUCGGUGAAGACUUCGCUACUGCCAUGCAAGAGAUUGACGACAUUGUUGGGUCAGUGGAGCGAGAAAUUUCUCUGGACCAAGAUCACGCAAUAAUCAAGUCGAGUAUCGUGUUGUCCUGUCGCAUCAUCGAGUUUGUAGCCAUGCCACUGAGGUGGCUCACUCAAAGCUCUCUGAAACGAGUGUUUACCUCAUUCAACGAGAACUACUCCAGCGAGUAUCAAGGUCAAAUCGACGAGAUCAGGCGUAUUUCCGAACAUAUUCAACGGGUCAGUGCAUUUCUUUCUGCGAGAAGAAUCAAGGAUAUGUCCCGGAUGGAACCCGAGCUGAAAAGACUUGUACACAUAACGAACUCGCUCCAUACAAAGUACUACGAGGAAAAGGAAGAAAGAACCGCACUUGCCAAACAAGUCGGGGAGCAGAUAGAGCGUAAGCUGCUGGACCACCAAAAGGAGUGGAAGGCAAGCUUCGUGACGCUAGCAGAUGACUUCUUGAGAAGGAUUGACCCCUCCGUUGGCGUGCCUAUAAAACAAAUCCUGGACAGAGGGGCACAGGACUUUGUGGAGGACAAGAUGGUGUCAGAAAGGCCAAACCAUAACCGUCCCGGAAUUCAGCCUCUUUCGAUGAGCGUGGACGGCUCCUCGUCAGAAGACCAGCCUUGCGAGACAGCUUACAGAACCGCCUGCGAAGUGAAGGAAGCCUCAGAUGCUCUGACCAAAUACUUCGACUUUAACCAGAUCGUUCCCGAGAUGGCAGAUGAAAACAUUCUUGGGUAUAUUCGGACCGCCCGUGGCAUCGUAUGGAAACACAGCUCGACUGCUGACUUUGCACUACGUUCGAGCAGCCAACAGCGCAAGAAUGCCGUGCCUCUCAUACUUCUGUGA
Messenger RNA from Ascochyta rabiei, 1401 nucleotides. RefSeq lists its product as uncharacterized. The transcript is spliced from 4 exons. NCBI's taxonomy places the organism in Eukaryota, Fungi, Ascomycota, Dothideomycetes, Pleosporales, Didymellaceae. The coding region runs from base 1 to 1401 and encodes 466 amino acids. The record is from RefSeq and is a predicted model, not a curated record.